UGUGCCGAGCUGCAAGGGUCUGAGUGACUGAGGCAGGGAGAGGGGCUCUCUCCUUGUCGUUAUCCACAGAGGAAGGCAACUGGGGCUCUGAGCCUAGAGGGUCCUAGCUCCAGGGGGUUGAGGGGCACUGCAGGUUUCCCUCAGUAGGCUCAGACUCCGAUAUCUUUGCAUUAAUGAUGGGGGGGAAAUGCGAAAAUGCUACAGCUGGGUUCCCUGACCUGCAGUGUGCCUAUGGGCUGUGGGCCCUGCUUGGGGCGGUGUCCCUGUUGCUGCUUUUGGUACUGGUUGAGCACCUAGCCCGAUGGACCAAAGAGAAGAACAGGACCUUCCAGGGACAGGAAUGCCCCAAAAGGCCUGUGGAAGAGGUACCUCUCUAUGGGAACUUGACAUACCUGCAGACAGGGAGGCUCCCACAGAAGCCAGGGUCCACCCUUCAAGAACAACCUGAAGGAGACCUCCCUCAAGCAAGGGAAGAAGCUAUGUGCUACGCCAGCCUGCAGCUGCAGCCCCCUCUGGGGCGCUCCCCGGGGCCCAGUCCUGGGCCACCUAUCAAGUACUCCGAGGUGCUAAUGGUGUUGGAUGCCGAGCAGCCAGCGCCUCUGCCUCGGCUCCCAGAGCCCGAACUCUAUGCUUCUGUGGGAUCCCAGGCCCGCCGGGCAGCAUUUCCUGAUGAGGACUAUGCCAACAGCCAGCCAGGGGAUGGAUGACUGGAAGACCCAUGCUGAAGUACCAAAUUCAUCUGGGGGGGGGGAGGGAGGAGAGGAAAGAGGCCGUGGUGCAUGGGGCCUGACCUCCCCGCUCAGCCCAGGGUCACUUUAAUUUGGGUUAUGACCACAGGAGAGAGCAGGGGAGAGAGAAGCCCACUCCAAUAUGCUAGGAAGCCAGGGAAGCUAUUCAAUUCAUCAGGGCAUGAGACCAGCUCCACUUUUAGACACCCCUGCUGGGUGGAGAUUGCUUUCACACCCCCUCCCUUCUCAGUCCUUCUGAGGUUAGCCAGUUCCGGCCCCCACGACACAUCUCCAGCUUCUUCGGAAACACAGGAAGUGGUGGUGGUAUCUGGGGGUGGGGGGCCAUGAGUGCCUGGGAGGAGCAGAUGUGCCAGAACAAGCAUGUGCACAUUAGAGCCCCAGAAAGCAAGCAAGGGUACGAGAGCCCACUAAGCUGGAAUGUAUGCACCAAGAUGCCAGGCACCCGCAAGGACAAG
Messenger RNA from Monodelphis domestica (gray short-tailed opossum), 1204 nucleotides. RefSeq names its product signaling threshold regulating transmembrane adaptor 1 (gene SIT1). Gene Ontology annotation, cellular component: plasma membrane. Gene Ontology annotation, molecular function: kinase binding. Gene Ontology annotation, biological process: regulation of T cell activation; signal transduction; T cell homeostasis. Lineage: Eukaryota; Metazoa; Chordata; Mammalia; Didelphimorphia; Didelphidae. The record is from RefSeq and is a predicted model, not a curated record.